This is a messenger RNA of Rotaria sordida, 812 nucleotides long. The record is from the annotation of a GenBank genome assembly. NCBI's taxonomy places the organism in Eukaryota, Metazoa, Rotifera, Eurotatoria, Philodinida, Philodinidae.
CAUUAGUUAAAGAACCAAUUUGGUUAUUUCAAACUAUUGAAAGAUAUCUAUUGGAUUUACCAACAGAUAUAUAUAAAUUUGAAAUUGAAGAUGAUCGAGAAAUAUUUCAAGAACUUCGAUCUGUAUGUAAUUUUACUGAAGAAUUCGACGAAUUAAAAAAAAUUUUAGCAACUGUUCAAAGUCCUGUAUGUUUUACUCAUAAUGAUUUUCAACCGGGAAAUAUUCUUCGUUUAAAAUCUCAAACAGAAAAUUUUACAGUUAUUGAUUUUGAAUAUUGUUCAUAUAAUUAUCGUGGAUUUGAUAUUGGAAAUCAUUUUUGUGAAUUUAUGUUCGAUUAUAAAUCAUCAAAAGAAUGGCCAUUCUUUAAUGUUGAUUUUGCUCUUUAUCCAAAUAAAACACAACAAAUUAAUUUUCUAUCAUCAUAUGUUGAUGUAAUGAUUUCUUCAACAGAAAAUUCAUCUGUUCUUCAAACAAAUGGAACAACUAAUGAAACAUUAUCUUCAAUAGAUAAUAGUAAUAAUAAUAAUCGAGAAGAAUUAAUAAAUCAAUUAAUGAAAGAAGCUAAUUAUUUUGCAUUAGCUUCACAUUUUUUUUGGGCAUUAUGGUCUAUUAAUAUGGCAACAUCAACUACAAUUAAAUUUGGUUAUAUGGAAUAUGCUCGAACUCGUCUUACUGCAUAUUAUGUAACACGUAAUUUACUUCUUGAUAAUAAUGAAAUACCACCAUGUCUUAAUGAAGAUGUACUUCGAUCAGAAAAAAAUCCAUUUAAAAAUUCGUAUAUAACAAUAGAUAACGAAGAAAAAUCGGAUUAA